This is a messenger RNA of Helobdella robusta, 159 nucleotides long. RefSeq lists its product as hypothetical. Lineage: Eukaryota; Metazoa; Annelida; Clitellata; Rhynchobdellida; Glossiphoniidae. The transcript is spliced from 2 exons. Gene Ontology annotation, molecular function: DNA binding. The annotation marks the transcript as partial. The record is from RefSeq and is a predicted model, not a curated record.
GACAGGAAACCGAGACAGGCAUACUCCUCGAAACAGCUAGACAUGCUGGAGGCCGAGUUUCGGAAUGACAAGUACCUGAGCGUCAAGAAGAGGCAGGACCUGUCGUUGUUCCUGAGUUUGACGGAAACUCAAAUUAAAACGUGGUUUCAAAACCGUAGG